Molecule: messenger RNA, 490 nt
Organism: Dioscorea cayenensis subsp. rotundata (Guinea yam)
Lineage: Eukaryota; Viridiplantae; Streptophyta; Magnoliopsida; Dioscoreales; Dioscoreaceae
Product: nuclear transcription factor Y subunit C-2-like
Exons: 1
Coding region: 35-403 (122 amino acids)
Biological process (GO): regulation of DNA-templated transcription
Cellular component (GO): nucleus
Molecular function (GO): protein heterodimerization activity; DNA-binding transcription activator activity, RNA polymerase II-specific
Source: RefSeq, a predicted model, not a curated record
AAUAAAAUAAAAAAGAUAUAUAUAAAUAUAGAUCAUGAGGCAGGCCGGAAUAUACUCUGGUAUACUCUCCGGGGGGAUAUCGGGGAGGACCGGGCCGCAUUCGUUACCGCUUGCAAGGAUAAAGAAGAUCAUGAAGAGGUCUGGAGAGGAUGUGAAGAUGAUAUCUGGAGAGGCACCAAUUGUGUUUUCAAAGGCAUGUGAGUUGUUCAUUGAGGAGCUAACUGUUAGAGCAUGGAUGGUGACUUUGCAAGGCAAGAGGAGAACUCUUCAUAAGGAGGAUGUUAUGGCUGCUGUUUCAGCUACUGAUUUGUUUGAUUUCCUUGUUGAUUUGGUCUCAGUCUCUAAUGGUAAUGGUCAUGCUAAUGUUGUGGCUAAUUCUCAUGACAUGGUCUUUGAAAGAUAAAGAUAAAGAUGGAAUUAAAAGUUUCAUUAAUGUAUUCAUAUAUAUAUAUAUAUAUUUGUUUGAUUUAGGUGAAAGUAUUGAACUGUU